AUGGCACAAGAAAAUAACCUUGAAAUCGUUGAUAAAUUGAAUGAAUUACCAUCAACUCAGGAACGUGUAAUUACAAUAGCAAUCGAAUCAGAUCCGUUGUCUAAAUGUUUGGGUGAACUACGAAAUGUAUUAUACGAACUUGAGAAAGAAAAUAUUCAUACUUUAUAUCAAACAGUCCUACCUUUAUCGACACUUUUAAACAACAUCUCAGUUAGUGAAGCAGCAAAUCUUCCAUUACAUACAUAUUUUAUUAACAAAUUAAGUGAAAAAGAACCGUUGUUAAAUUUACUACCUGAAGUAGGAUAUAUGUCAACGAACGGUGGCCCAUAUGAAUAUCAUGCUCCAGUUAACGCCUCGCAAGAGAAUAAACGUAAAAUAUUGAUCGACGAGAUACAACAAUUUUGUGAAGAUUUAAAAAAUUUGAAGGAUAGAAAAAAUCCAAAAUUAGAACGUUCAUUACAGCAAAUAAUCAACGAUGUCACAUCGAAUGAUCAACAUGACUUUGAAAGGACAUCAUCGCCAUUGCAGAAAAGUUCAUCUUUUCGUUCAUCGCCAGUGCCUUUAUCUACUGAAACUCCCCGAAAGUUACCGAAUAGUAAAACAGUUACUGAUGGUAAUCAACGAACAAUCGAGAAAAUUAAACAUAUCAAGGAACAAAUUGAGCCCAAAUAUGAUAGACCCUGUGAGCGACGGUUUGUUAGAAGAAAAUUAUUAUUAAAUCUUGUCCAAGAAAAAAAUCCAGAGAUAAAUAUAGAAGCUAAUUAUUUGGAAACUUCGAUGGAUGAAACGAUAAGAACAUUGAAAGAAUCGGAUAAACGAUCAACUCAUCAUGACAAUGAUGAAAUAUAUAUUGAAUGUUUAUUACGUGCUAAUUUUGAAACCUCAUCAGCAAAAGAAAUGUUGCUGAACAAUCGACCGAAUUUGAAUACAUUACAAUAUGAAGUAAAGACAGACAUUACAGGAUGCAUUGCCAGAUUAAAACAACAGUAUGAUAAAUUAACUGAAGAGGGUAAUGAUACUGAACAACAACUUUUACGUGAAGGUGAUGAAUGGAAGAAUACGUAUCAUAUCCAAAAAUCACUUGUUCAAUUACGUAAUCAGUAUCAAUUAAGAGAAGAUGAAUCUAUUUUAGUAGGAAAAGUGUAUCGAUUAUUACGUUGUGAAUUAAUGUCGAUCGUUGAUAAACAAAUAUCAAGACAAACUGAAAAUUUAAUAAAAUUAGAACUUUUAGCAAAUGCUUUAUGUUCAAUUGAAUUGUCUUGUCUUGCAAAUGUUGAUAUGGGUGAUAUUAAAGAUAUAUUACGUUCGCCAAUUGACCAAGAUUUUGCAAUAAAAGCGUUAUCAACACCAUGCAAUAUUUGUUUUGACUCAUUUCCACGUAGUCAGAUUGAAUCACUUUUUUAUCAAUGUGAACAUACUUGGUGUCGAUCAUGCGCUAAAGAAUAUUAUCGAAAAACAGUCAAUAAAAUAAAUGAUCUAGCUUCGUUGAAACAAUUGUUUAUUUUUUGGUUUUCAAGCGAAAGAAAAGUAUUAGAUACGUAUCAUGAAAAUCUGUUUCAUGCUACUCGCGGUGAAAAAAUAAAACGAUGUGGUUCACCAAAAUGUCUUGCAUUUUUUGAUGUCCAUAAUAAUCAAAUUAUGCGAGUUCAAUGUCCUCAAACAGGUUGCAGAUUUUUACAAUGUGCUCAAUGUUGUCGAAAAUGGCACGAUGAACAUCUUACAAGAAAUUUAACAUGUGAAGAAUAUGGUGAAUGGUUGAUAUCUAAUGAUCCUGAUUCAGAAGAAGCACAAAUGCAACGUUAUCUUGCAACGGCUGGAAUGUCGUGUCCACAAUGUAAUGCAAUUUAUGAAUAUCGACCUGGUGGAUGCGAACAUUUCAAAUGUAGUGCCUGUAAAUCAGAUUUUUGUCGUAUUUGUUCAGGAUUCUUUUAUGAUCAAAACAGACCUUGUCCAUCAUUAACUUGUAAUCUAAAACAAUCAUUACAUGCACAUUGUCCACCAAAUUGUUUUCGUGAAAUUCGUGAUUUUUGUGAAAUUGACAAAACACAAGGAAUUUCAUUUAAAGAAGAAUUAGAUGCAAAACCACAAGCAACAACUCAAAAAUGUCCAGUUGAUGAUUGUAAAAAUCCCGCAUCAAAUUUGUGUAAUAAUCGUUUUUGCGAAAAAUGUUACCAGGAAUUUUUAUGUUUAUUUUUAUGGCGUAAUCAAUUAGAGCCAUGGUCAUUUUACGAACAACAUCAGUUGAGACAGAAAUUAUCAUUAGCCACACCGCCGGUAAUUGUUCCUGAGACAACUACAAAAGAAGAAUUAAUUACACUUGCUAGACAACAUUUACCAUUGGGUAAACCAAAAACUUUACCAAAAGUUUUACCGAAAACUGAAAAUUAA
Messenger RNA from Didymodactylos carnosus, 2388 nucleotides. NCBI's taxonomy places the organism in Eukaryota, Metazoa, Rotifera, Eurotatoria, Philodinida, Philodinidae. The record is from the annotation of a GenBank genome assembly.